Molecule: messenger RNA, 6909 nt
Organism: Porites evermanni
Lineage: Eukaryota; Metazoa; Cnidaria; Anthozoa; Scleractinia; Poritidae
Source: the annotation of a GenBank genome assembly
UUUCAGAUUCUCAGUCUUAACAGAUGCAUUUUAGAAGAUUCUAUUUCUGAGAAUACGAUCAACCUGGUUUCUAAUGAUGCUCAAGCCAUUGAAAGAUCGCUAUAUUAUAACUUUAUUUUUACCUUGGUUCCCCUGGAUAUUCUUUGCGCGCUGGCUCUGAUGUGGUAUUUAGUCGCCUGGCAAGCGAUGAUAGGAGCUUCUAUCUUUCUGUUGGUCUCCGUGUACAAUUCCAUUGCAGCUAGCAAGGCUGGAAAGAUUCGCAACAAGGCAGCUGCACAAACCGAUAAACGACUCACGGUUAUAAAGGAAAUUGUGACUGGAAUCCGGGUUGUAAAGAUGUACACUUGGGAAUGGAACUUUAGAGAUCUGAUUGCCCAAAUUAGAAGGUUUGAGCCGAAUUUUCACUACGGUUAUCUUAUUCUAAUUUCCCAAACGUUACCAAUACGGUGUUGUUACUCAGGCAUUAUUCAUUCCUUUAAAAGCUCAGCAAAUGAAAGGUAUAAGUAAUUAUCCCCCAGUUAGUAUCAAAAAGUAAAAACAAAUAAGCUUAUUCUCAUCUGAGCCAUCUUAGCGGUUCUGAAUCAUAUGAAUAUACACUAAGCGGAAAGACUAGCACCGAACAGAUAAUGUGUCACAAUUUGGCGUGUGGUCAAAGGUCUGACUUUCUUUUUUCAAAUGCAUGUUUUAAAUAGUUUUCUAAAUCUUUAGAUUCGAGAAGAAUUUUUUUUCGGGGCAUGCUGUUUCUUAAUCUUGACCUAGGAGUUAAAUUGCUUUACAUGAAAAUCAGGCCCCAGUUGUUCAACUGGUAGAUAAAGCUAUCAACUGGAUAAAUCUCUAUCCAGUGCAUAACGUAAUUGCUUCCCCUAAUACCAUACACCACCAUUGGUUUCCCCGCGAAAUGACGUCUGAGAAACGAUUGCAGAAAUUCUAUACUGAUGAAGUGUCUUCUACAGUGUACCUAGAUCUGGGCAGUGCUUCUGAUUUGCUUGAUUUGGGUAGUGCUUCAUCAUUUCGCGGGAAAACUAGUGUUGGUGUCGCGAAAUUUAGGUUGGUUUCUUAGGCUAAAAUUUAUCUGGUGGAUAGCGCUAUCCAACAUUUAAACAACCGGGUCCGGAGCUUGAAUUUUCUAAUAAUGUUUUUAGGAAAGAAAUCAGUUUGAUCCGUGCCAGAGGAUUCAUCAUCUCAAGUAUCUAUGCGUCGUUCUUCACCAGCGGUACUGUAGCGGGAUUUAUCUCAGUCAUGGCACUUGUUCUUUCAGGACAUUCUCUCACGUCUUUUAAUGUGUUCACGUUACUUAAUAUCCUAAGCAACCUCAAACUGUACGUAACAAUAUUAAUUGGAGACUGCUUACGCAAUCUUGCAGAUGCAAAAAAUUCAUGUGACAGAUUACAGAGGUUAAUUGAAAAGAAAGCUCCUUUGAAGGUCAACGUAGGAGAUGUGCAUACCCUGCUUCCUUUGGAGGUUUACUGCAAAGGCAGACAAUACAAACCACAAUUUAUUAGAACUGAGAGCUUUAGACCAGGAAAACCGGUUUUGAUAAGUGCUCGAAAACGCGAGAAAAAUCACAAAAUUCAAGCCCAAGCCGUUCUAGCAAACGUCUCCAGCUUUUGGAACUUUUCGUCGGAUCGUGCAGCUUUCCAAGAUGUAUCAAUGUCCGCUACUUGUGGGCAACUUGUGGGAAUUACUGGACCAAUUGGAAGUGGUAAAACAUCUUUGUUGAUGAGCAUCCUGGGAGAACUUCCGAUAUCGUCUGGCCAUAUCUCUUGCACUGGAAAAAUGGCUUACGUCUCCCAGACGCCUUGGGUGUACUCUGGGACCGUACGCGAAAAUAUAGUUUUUGGAAUGCCUUUCUGUGAAGAAAAGUACAAUGCGAUUGUUGAAGUCUGCGACAUGAAAAAAGAUCUAACGAGCUUUCCAAAAAACGACCUAACUGAAAUUGGACAGCGUGGGAUAAUUCUAAGUGGCGGUCAGCGUGCACGGGUUAGUCUGGCGCGAGCAAUCUAUUCAGAUGCGGAUAUCUACUUAUUGGAUGACCCACUUAGCGCGGUGGACGCGAAAGUCGCCAAACAUUUAUUCAAUCGAUGUAUAAAAGAGUUCUUAGCUGGACGAGUGCGUAUUUUGGUCACCCAUCAUUUACAAUUUCUCCAACAGGCAGACAAAGUUCUUAUGCUUGAAAACGGCUCCGUUGUGUAUCAAGGCACAUUGAGCCAAAUGGACAAAGAUCGACAAGGAAAUUUUACAUAUUUGACUCAGGAAAGGCUUGAUACCGACGUGAGGGAUAUCAUGAAGGUCCCUCCUGGAUAUGAAACUGUCCGUGCUGUGACUGCUAUAGAUAAACGUAAAGAAAGAGUGGAUCUGAAGGAAGAGGAUGAGGACAGAAUGGUCGGUACUGUCAAGGCGCUAGUCUACUGGAAGUAUUUUCGAGCAGCGCUUCCAGCGGGUUUGAUUGUCAGCCUCGCUGCCUUCUUCGUUGUCGUCCAAGGUAUCUGUUCGGUUUAAGUUCAUGCAGCUUAGAAACUCUGUAACGAUACUCGUCACAAAUCGUUGAAACAGAAACCGUUUCUCUUGAAUUUUCUCCAAAAAGUCUACAUUCACUCUUCACACCUUUGUUCUCACUCAGAUGUGCCCCUCUCCUUCCCCAGUGUUUCAGCCACGCGUAUUUUGGAGCACUGAGAGGACUGUAAUACCCAAACCAACACUGGGGAAGAGGAAACACACAAGUUUUAAAAGAUUUUUGACGAGUAUUGUAGCCUCCUUCCUUCAUAGAGUAAUAGUGGUUAAAAUCAUGUCAUCAAAAUCCUUACGCGAUGGACAACAAUUUUUAACCGCUGAGAUAUAAACAUUGCUGUACAUUUAACUUACACCGGUGAACAAACUCACAUAGAAAAUCAAGAUAAAUUCAACAUUAACUUUGAAAAAAGCUUAAAAAAGAGGAAAACCAUGUUAGAAUCAUAUGGUAGGUCUCCAAAUGGAAGUAUUUGCUUUUGCCUUUCAAUCUAUAGAUAUGACUUCUGAGCUGAUGCCUUGAUCAGAGAUAUAACAAAUAAAAAACAUGUUUUUUUUUCUAGUGUCUUGGGUCUUGCCCUAUUGGUGGAUUUCACGAAUGACGGAGAUGACUGAUGAAGAGCAGAAAAAAUAUGUCACGCUUCUUGUCUACGGAUCCAUUACAGCUCUUUCUCUGCUUCUUACAGUGGUCUCAUCAUACUGCUUCUAUCUGGCUGCCCUAAGGUCAUCGGAAAACCUUCACAAUGAGAUGACCAAAGCAGUACUGAGGGCGCCGGUCUUGUUUUUUGACACCAACCCCACUGGCCGCAUCUUAAAUCGUUUCUCCAAAGACAUCAGGAAUAUGGACGAUUUCCUUCCAGGACAAUUUCUCUUCGCAGUCCAGUUAUGUCAGCUUUUUUUCAGCGCCACUUGUCUCUCAGCAGCAACAAAUGUGUGGUUGUUUUUAGUUUGCACUCCUUUGAUAAUUUGCUUUGUUUACCUUACAAAAUAUUAUCUGAAGUCAUCACGAGAGAUCAGGAGGCUGGAGGCGAUUACAAACAGUCCAGUGUAUUCACUUCUUGCUGAUACUGUGGCAGGUCUGGAAGUGAUUCGCUCCUCAGAAAUGGAAGAUGAUUUCCUGAAAAAGUUUUAUCGGUCAGUAAUAGCUAUAAGCAUUUCUGCGUUCUCUCCAAAAUAGACCAUGUCUAGGUUUGCAUCACAUCUUUUGGUCAAAAUUGAGCUAAAAAACUUUAAUAAUGAUAAUGAUGAUAAAUAAAUAAUGCGUUUUAGUUAACCCUAAAGUAAACAUACCAAGCAAUGAACAGAUCGGCUGAUUUGCUUAUAUAGUGAAGGCCAAAGAUCUGUACUACAUGAUUUAGGUGAUCUGUGCCUUUAUGUUGGUUGCAUUGUGUUUAACGGUUGAAAGCAAUACCGAAACAUUGUGUCACAGUUCCGGAAAACGAAACGGAAGUAAACUUAACGGAAGGGGCAAGGGCUGGACCUAGGUUUAUUACCACAGGAUUUAGAGGACGAGGAUUUUUGAGUUGCAAGAUAAAACUUUGAAAGCCAUUUGUUUUUAUGCCAGCCUAAACAUGAGACUGGUAAAAAGACGGAUACUUCUUACUUAUUCUUGUCGUUCGUCCGCAAAAUAAUAGUAAAGUUCUUGAGCUAUAUGUAGUCGACUUCCUCUUAACGUACACCUCUAUAUAAGACAGAUAGUUCGGUAUAAGGGACACAUAGCAUUGGCUUCUGUCUUUCUUCACUCCCUUUAUUUUACUCUCUAUAAGAUUGACAUUACUCCAUAAAGGACACUUGAUGCUUGUACCAAAAGUGUCCGUCUUAGAGAGAGUGGACUGUUAAGGUAUACAGCAGGGAAAUAAAAGUUGAGAUUCUGAAACGAUCCGAAACAUAAAUCAUCCAACUCUCCCCAAGACGGAUACAUUUGGGACCUUUAUUUGGAGAGAAGGGCAGGGACUAACUCUUCGUGUCCGUCUUUUAUAGAGGUAUCAGUUAAGAGAGUCAACUGUAAAUGACCUCUGGCUCUUCCUUUAGGUACCAGGAUAAGAACACAUCAGCCUUGAUAAUGUUAAUGGCCUCAAAACGAUGGCUUUCUUUUCGAGGAGAUAUGUUAACCACAUUUCUUGUUACUGCUGUAUCAGUUGGAGCUCUCCUUGCGUCGCAGAGUCCAGGUGGGUGUUGCCAUACUUAAGAUUAAGGAAGCGUGUGUGGUAAGAUCUUCGUGUACGCAUUUAAAACUGAGUUUGCAUGAUCAAUGUGAAAGACACCAGUGAGUAUCCUCUGUCUAAAAUGUAACCAAACAUGGUAAUUAAAAUAGAGUAAUUUGAAUGUGUUCAAUUAAAUGUUUAGUCAAAUACAAAGUACGUUAAAAGCAGCACAUGCUCGAAUUCUCAAUUGAACUGGGGAUCUCCUUCCAUGAAUGAACCCCUGAAGUUACCAAAAAUAACAUAGGUAUUACUGACCAGCUGAAACCUGUCAUAGCUAUGGAUGUCAUAUGGAUGGAUGUUUUGCAUAACAAAAGGCAUUAGGACUUUUUGGCGUUAAAGCACUUGUCUAAAUUUUAUUUAUUAUUAUUUUUGUUUAACUCAGGGAAAUGGACUUCACUUUUUAAAUUGUCGAUACUUUCUGUUGUAGCUUUGGCAGGCCUUUCGCUGGCCUUUGCAGCCGAGACAUUGGAUAGCAUGCAGUUUGGCAUUCAAAUGGCAGCGGAAACAGAAAAUCACAUGACCUCAGUAGAAAGGGUGUUCACCUACACCCAAAUUGAUCCUGAGCCUGGUUACAACACCGACACCCAACCUCCUGAAACGUGGCCAACCGAAGGCAAUUUAAAAUUAUGUGACUUAUCAUUGGCUUAUUUGAAAGGAGCUCCUGCAACGUUGAAUAACAUAAACAUCACUGUCGCUGCUAAAGAAAAAGUUGGUGUAGUAGGCCGCACGGGCGCAGGAAAAUCGUCUUUAGUCGCUGCUUUAUUUCGCCUUCCACAGCCUAAAGGCAGCGUAAGAACUAUUUCUUUCUUUUGGAGUAAUUUCCCAUUCCGAUGUUUAUUUUCCCUUAGUAAAAGAAGCCCCUUUAACUAAAGACACCGCUAUUUAUUUCACCGCUUGUCGAUGAUUGACAUUGCCCUGUGAUGGUCAAAAGGUGUUCGUCUGCAAGGUCCCAUAAACGACAAUCCGACUAAUUCGCCGGAUGAACAGCAAAUGAAAAAAUGUAGUUGGCUACUUGACUGUAAAUUAUUAAUAUUGAAGCAGCAUUUGAAAUCAGAAAUGAUGAAGAAAACAGAACCUCUCCACAAAGGCCAAAAAGAAAGUGGCCCUUAUAUCAAGGUUCAAACAAGAGUAAAUGUAGGGAUUGUCCGCCAAAAAAAGGUACCGUUCUAGAGAAGUGGUCGUUAUGGAAAGAUGGCCUGCUAGUGGAGGUUCUACUGUAAAAUUGAAUAACAUUUAUUAUACUACUACAUGAGAAAUUUCUGCAAUUUGAUUGGCUUGGAGCAGUGAUAUUUCAGCUUAAUUUGAAAUAGCGACAUGUGAAAAUUACAAACCUUCCGUGGAUAGUAGUAUAAGCAAAUAAUAGCAGGAUUCGUACGUGAUAUUUGGCAUAAAUACCACUCUCGAUAUCACGAUUGUCUCAAAUUUCACUUGCCUAACGGCUCGUGAAAUUACGUAUAACAAUUUCGAAAUAUCACUCGUGGUAUUUACGCCAAAUAUCACUAUAAAUCAUGCUAUUACCUAUACUAAUUAUUCAACUAUCGGAAUUUCUUAUACAUUCAACUGCAAUAAUCUCCUUUACAUUUAUCAAUUCAAAUCUGUCAAAAUCUGGCUGAAUUCUAUCUUUUCAUUGUCACAGGUGGUCAUAGAUGACGUGAACAUCCGGGAUCUUAAUCUACAGGCGGCGCGUAGGUCCAUGGCUGUUAUAACUCAGGACCCUGUCCUUUUUAGCGGUAGCCUGAGGGUGAACCUUGAUCCUUUUUCUUUGUAUGACGACCAUGAUGUGUGGAUGGCUUUGGAAGAAGUUCAGUUGAAGACCUUGGUACAACAAUUACCGGGUCACUUGGAGUUUAAGUUGAAGGAGUCUGGGAGCAACUUCAGUGUUGGUGAGCGUCAGUUGCUCUGUUUAGCGCGUGCGCUGUUACAGAAAAGCAAGAUCAUUAUACUGGAUGAAGCAACUGCUAACGUGGAUUACAAGACAGAUCAUCUGAUUCAAAAUGUUAUCCGUAACAGAUUCAAAGAAUCCACGGUAUUAACUAUCGCUCAUCGCUUGAACACCAUUAUGGACUAUGACAAAGUGAUAGUUAUGGAUCAAGGUCGAUUGGUGGAGUUUGAUAAGCCUGAGGUGCUUUUGCAGAACAAGACUGGAUUUUUUUCCCGUCUUGUUCAAUCUCACAACACCUCAGAAAAUCAGUCACAAUAA